GCGGAGUGGAAUCGUGGAUCACUGGAAGGCUGAGUAUUUCUGUCUCCCAGAGGAAACAUUUCAUCUCCUGCAGGAACAAUGACUUCAGUUCAGGCUUUGAGAGAGUUUAUUCAGCAGCGACUGACUGCUGCUGCUGGAGAAAUCUUCACCGCGUUUCAACAAACUCUCAUCCCAUACGAGAAGGAGAUGAAUCUUCAGGACAGACUGCUGGAAAUCACAAGAGAACUUCCAGUCCCGUUCUCCAGAACAGAGAGUCCACAGCAACACAUUGGUAACCAGAAGACGAGUUCCAGUGUGGAGCAGGAGGAACAUGAAGCUCCACACAUUAAAGAGGAGGAGGAUCUUGUUGAGAUGAGCGUUACUGAUGGUGGAAGUGAGGAUUCCCACCAGUCUGCGAGAGACUCCACCAUCCAGAGACUCACUGCUGCUGCUGUGGAAAUCUUCACCGUGUUUCAACAAACUAUUGUCCAGUACCAGGAGAAGAUUGAUCGCCGACACAAACUGCUGGAAGUCAUCCUCAAACCUGAAAUCAAGUUACACAGAAUCGAGCUCCAACAGCACCGUGACUGUAGAGAGGAGCAGGAAACAAAGUACUGUCCAGAACAAGAGGAACCAGGACCUCCACAGAUAAAAGAGGAACCAGAAGAACCAGGGAUUCCUCAGUUUCCAGAGGACCAGGAGGAACCAGGGCCUCCAGAGAGUGAGGAUCAUGAGGAUCUCUUUACCAGCCAGACAGAAGCGCGGCUUGUUGUGACGUUUGAAAGUGAAACCUUGAAGGUUCUUUCUGUUGAGGAGCAGAGUGACCUGAGUGAACCAGCAGAAGAACCAGACAGUGAGCAGCUCCUCUCUCAGGACUCUGAAGUCCACCAUGAGAACAAACCAGCUGACUUUCCAGUUUCAGAGAAGCAGGCUGAAUGUGAGGAAACAUGUCAUGAACCUGUCCGUAAAAAACCCAAACUAUGUCAGAAGGUAAGAACGGUCACUGAUAAGAAGAAAACUUGUGACACAUGUGGAAAAAGCUUCAGUGCACAGAGGAAUUUGUUGGUGCACAUGAGGAUUCACACAGGUGAGAAGCCGUACUCUUGUGAGACAUGUGGAAAGAGUUUCAUUCAGCGGUGUAACAUGUUGAGCCACAUUAGAACUCACACAGGUGAGAAGCCGUACUCUUGUGAAACAUGUGGGAAAAGUUUCAAUCGACAGAGUCAUUUGUUAAUCCACUUGAGGACUCACACAGGUGAGAAGCCGUUCUCUUGUGAAACAUGUGGGAAAAGCUUCAGCAUUCAGAGUCAUUUGUUAAUCCACAUGAGAACUCACACAGGUGAGAAGCCGUAUUCUUGUGGAACGUGUGGAAAAAGUUUCAAUCGACAGGAUCAUUUGUUACUCCACUUGAGAACUCACACAGGUGAGAAGCCGUUCUCUUGUGAAUCAUGUGGGAAAAUCUUCAGCGAUCAGAGUCAUUUGUUGGUCCACAUGAGGAUCCACACAGGUGAGAAGCCGCACUGUUGUGAAACUUGUGGGAAACGUUUCACUCGACAGAGUCAUUUAUUGGUCCACUUGAGAACUCACACAGGUGAGAAGCCGUACUCUUGUGAAACAUGUGGGAAAAGCUUCAGUCGUCAGGAUCGUUUGUCGUCCCACAUGAGAACUCACACAGGCGAGAAGCCGCACUCUUGUGAAACAUGCGGGAAAUGUUUCAGUUCGAAGCGCAGUUUAUCGAUCCACAUGAGAACUCACACAGGUGAGAAGCCAUAUUCUUGUGAAACCUGUGGGAUGUGCUUUACUAAUUGUAGUUCUUUGGUGUACCACCGUAAAAUUCACAAAUAGAUGAAACCACGAAGGACUCUCAUGGAGAGCUCUUUCAGGAAGUUCAGCUUGAUCCCCAAACUACAAGAGAUCAUCCAAUGUAAAGGAAAGGUUCCACACUGCAGCACUGUUGAGACGAGAUCCACCUUCAGAAUGUUUUUGUUUGUGUUCUGUCGCAAAAAUGUGAUAUUUCAAGAAAUGGAAAUAAAAUGUUGACAUGAAUUCAAUGGGUUUUGUUCUUCAGUGUUUUUCAGUUAACAUGGCUGAGUGGUAAUUUAACUUAUCAUUUUUUUAAUGCUUUUUUUGGUGGGAAAAAAAACCCUUUUCUGUGCAACACAUGACUGCUAACAUAAAAUAUCUGAAAGCUUGUGUGGAAUAUAAUCUGUGCAGCGUGUCUUCAAACUGAUUACUUUCACCAUCGUAUGUUAUUCAUUUGU
Molecule: messenger RNA, 2240 nt
Organism: Salarias fasciatus (jewelled blenny)
Lineage: Eukaryota; Metazoa; Chordata; Actinopteri; Blenniiformes; Blenniidae
Product: oocyte zinc finger protein XlCOF22-like
Exons: 3
Coding region: 79-1824 (581 amino acids)
Biological process (GO): regulation of transcription by RNA polymerase II
Molecular function (GO): DNA-binding transcription factor activity, RNA polymerase II-specific; RNA polymerase II cis-regulatory region sequence-specific DNA binding
Source: RefSeq, a predicted model, not a curated record